AAACCCGGUGAGAACUAGCCAACGUUUCAUCACGGUACCAGUCUGUUUACCGGCCCUCGGAAGUGUUUUAUUCGGCACAAGAUAUCGUUCGCCAACCACUCGCUAGAAUCUUUCUCCUCCACCACCUUCGUCUUGCGCAUAGUGAUUGCAUAAUGAAACAGGACAUGGAAAAGUGAACAAGAUAAGAAGUAAUAUCCUAGGUUCUCUAGUGUUUACGGUGCUUAGAAACAAUAGCAAAUCAAGGCGAACAUAAUAAAACCCGAUCGGUAAACGUUGCGAACAUUUUCGCCGUCCUUCAGUAUGGGAUUGUCUAAAUGGGUGAACACAAUCUUCCGGUCGAGCAAAGCGGCUGCGGCCGCUACCGAAGCAAUCAAAACGAAUAACACGAGCAGUUCCAGCGGUGUUGAGAAUAAAGCGAAAACACUUUCAAGCCAGCAGCAGAAUGGAUUCGCCUCGGAAGCUACGUUUGAGACACGGGCUUUCAAGCUGCAUAACCUUGAAGAAGGUCCAUCGACUAAGGUGACCCUCACGAAAGAGGAUGCCCUAAAAUACUACGGCCAGAUGUACAUGAUCCGGCGCAUGGAAACGGCCGCUGGCAAUCUGUACAAGGAAAAGGUGAUCAGAGGGUUCUGUCAUCUGUACUCUGGGCAAGAGGCGUGCGCCGUCGGAAUGCGUGCCGCUAUGCGUCCGGAGGAUUCUUGCAUCACCGCUUACCGCUGCCACGGAUGGACGUAUCUGAUGGGUGUUGCGCCGCAGGCCGUUCUAUCGGAACUGACUGGCCGAAGCAGUGGCUGUGCACGAGGCAAGGGUGGCAGUAUGCACAUGUACGGUAGAAACUUUUACGGUGGAAAUGGCAUCGUCGGAGCGCAGGUUCCGCUGGGCGUGGGAAUUGGAUUCGCUGCCAAGUACAACGGCACGAAGGGAGCAUGUAUUGCGCUGUACGGCGACGGUGCUGCCAACCAGGGUCAGCUGUUUGAGGUGUACAAUAUGGCCAAGCUGUGGAACACACCGUGCAUUUUCGUCUGCGAGAACAACGGCUACGGCAUGGGUACGAGCGUUGAGCGCGCGUCGGCCAACACCAACUACUACACGCGGGGAGACUUUGUGCCCGGAAUUUGGGUCGACGGUAUGGACGUGCUGGCCGUCCGUGAAGCUACCCGGUUUGCGUUGGAACAUACCUCGUCCGGCAAGGGUCCGAUCCUGAUGGAAACGGCCACCUACCGAUACUCUGGCCAUUCGAUGUCCGAUCCGGGCACUAGCUAUCGUUCGCGAGACGAAAUUGCAGAAGUAAGACAAACGAGAGAUCCGAUAACAUCGCUACGCGAGAAGAUUUUGACCACCGAGCUGGCCUCGGUGGAGGAGCUGAAGGAGAUUGAGGGAAAGAUACGGGCGGAGGUAGACUCGGCAACCAAGUUGGCCAAGUCGGACAAAGAAAUCUCCGUCGAGGAGCUCACCGCAGAUAUUUACGCGAACCCACAAAACCUGACGACCGUACGCAACACGCUGCCGCUUGCGGAACUCGCGCACAAGAGAUUGGGACCGGCCGUCAACAUGUAAAACGAAAUAGUGUCGUAGACGUUUUGGCGAACGAAUGUUCCGCACCAGCACGAAGAAACGAGAAGAUCAGUAGCUGCAAUCUCACUACGCAUUUCAGUUCGGAUGACAACCGUUCCCGUUUGUAUGUUUGUUUUGUAUCAGUGAUGUCCUGCUCCAUCAUCCCUCAGGGAAAUUCAUGCUUCAAUGUGGACACACGAGUAAAAAGGAGGCAAGAAUGUAUUUAUUGCGCGAAACGAGACAUUUAUUUUAUUCCUUCAUCAUAAACGGGUUGCAAAGCAUUUCAGACGAACCACAAAUACACCUGACGCUCACAGAGUAAACGAGGGAA
Messenger RNA from Anopheles funestus (African malaria mosquito), 1885 nucleotides. Its product is annotated as probable pyruvate dehydrogenase E1 component subunit alpha, mitochondrial. Lineage: Eukaryota; Metazoa; Arthropoda; Insecta; Diptera; Culicidae. Gene Ontology annotation, biological process: pyruvate decarboxylation to acetyl-CoA. The record is from RefSeq and is a predicted model, not a curated record. Gene Ontology annotation, cellular component: intracellular membrane-bounded organelle. The transcript has 3 exons. Bases 301 to 1557 code for a protein of 418 amino acids. Gene Ontology annotation, molecular function: pyruvate dehydrogenase (acetyl-transferring) activity.